This is a messenger RNA of Strongylus vulgaris, 354 nucleotides long. Lineage: Eukaryota; Metazoa; Nematoda; Chromadorea; Rhabditida; Strongylidae. The record is from the annotation of a GenBank genome assembly.
UUAAGCGCUUACUGCAUCUACAGCGCUACGGAACACCCACAUCGAUACUCAAUUCGUACAUAUUGGGAUGCCUAUGAACCAAUGCUCGUGGCUGAGGCCCUUUUUGCCGUAGGGAAUGUGUUCAGUUUUGCACGCAUCAUCUACCUGUUCCAAACAAAUCCUUACCUCGGGCCACUGCAGAUCUCGUUAGGAUGUAUGUUAGUUGAUGUCGCCAAGUUCUGUUUCAUAUUCGUCCUAAUAAUUAGCAGCUUCAGCAUCGGUUUGGCACAGUUAUAUUGGUAUUACGAUCCUGAUACUCCUGUAUGCCUGGCUCCCGAUGAUUGUACCCUCAAGUCGAACGUCUUCUCAUCGUAA